AUGUUCAAAAGUUUUAAUUUCAGAAUAACGCAGCCACAAAAAGUACCGCAUCAGCCACAGCAGUUGCAACAAGGAGCUACUGUAGGCGGCAAUAGUCGUAACAGUAGCAGUAGCAAUAAUAAUACUAAUAGUACCAGUAGCGGUAGUGGUGGUGGCGGUGGUGGUGGCGGUGGUGGCGGUGGCAGUGCCGGUCAUUCGGGCUUCUCUUCUGGCUCAGGUGAUAAAGAAAUACCUACGACAUCUUCUGCUGCAGUAGCGACAGUUCCUGCUAUCGACUACUCGGACUGCAUUAUGUAUGACCAGCAUCCAUCUAUUGCUGAUUCUUACUCAUUAGUUGUUGUUACAUCAGCUGAUACUAAUAGUACCAGUAAUGGCAACAUGACAAUUGGAAAGAUCGACAGUGGCUUAGAAACUCAACUAAGAUCAGAGGGGCAGAGGCAGCAACAGCAAGGAUGUCGAUUGUGUAUCGGAUGCUUGCAAGAAAUACGUGACCCAUUUGUAUUACGUGUCAGUCCGGAUCUCGAAUUUCACGCUGGAUGUCUUAAGUGUGAACAAUGCGGAUGUUAUUUGGAUGAAAGUUGUACAACAUAUAUUCGAGACAAUAAACCAUACUGUAAAGAGGAUUAUAUCAGGAUAACGGAUGCAAAGAAAUGUAUUCGUUGCAAAGAAUACAUCUCAAAGACCGAUAUGGUAAUGAAAAUACGAACGUUAACUUAUCACGCAGCAUGCUUCUCAUGCUCAAGUUGCGAAAAGAAGCUAACAGUUGGAGAAGAAUUCGUUUUUCGAGAACGUGAAGACGAUGUAUUAUGUCGUGUUGAUUGUGAUGCAACUAAUAUUGAGCAACCAUCCUCAAUCAAAACGGAUAUUUAUGGACGAGAAGAUGAAGAUGGAUGGGACGGCUCAACUUUGACAAGUCUGGAUAAUCAAAUGUCAAGUACCCCACCACUUUCACUUCGAAGUCCUAAAUCAGAUGAGAUUGUAACUACAUUUAAUAGUUCGAAAUCACAAAUGAAAAAGAACAAGAAGGACAAACAAUCGACUAGAGUUCGAACGGUCCUUAAUGAGAAGCAGCUAAUGACCCUCAAAGCAUGCUAUGCGGCUAAUGCUCGGCCAGAUGCUAUGAUGAAAGAACACCUCGUCGAAAUGACCGGUCUAAGUCCACGUGUGAUACGUGUAUGGUUCCAAAACAAACGCUGCAAAGAUAAGAAGCGACAAAUUGCAAUGAAACAUUUACAACAGAAGGCCGAAACAGAAAGAGCUAUUACGGGGGUACGAUUGGGCGGAGUUGGUCCACUGAUAGCUGCGUCACCAACACCACAUAGUGACCCGAACUUAAUCGGCAUCCAACCCGUGGAUAUUCACCAAUUUCCACAGAAUCCGAAUAUAUGGUCUGGUUUGGAAGCUAUAAAUGCUCAAGGAGGCAUGCCACAACCUCAGCAUGCAUCACUGCAGCAGUCCACAUUGCAACAGCCUUCACCAUAUGCUCAAAUUAUGCCACCACCGCCACCUCACUAUGCAGAUUUGGGGAACGAUUUGAGUAGCAGUGGUUAUAGUAACAUGAUGUCCGCGACCGGACCAAACAAUCAUCUUUUCUCGGUCAAUAUGGGCACAGACCUCGAAUUUUCGCCUCAAGUGAAUGCUUCUGAUUUAUCAUCGCCAUCAUGCAGCGAGUAG
Messenger RNA from Brugia malayi, 1674 nucleotides. RefSeq lists its product as uncharacterized. Gene Ontology annotation, biological process: axonogenesis; positive regulation of transcription by RNA polymerase II; neuron fate specification. NCBI's taxonomy places the organism in Eukaryota, Metazoa, Nematoda, Chromadorea, Rhabditida, Onchocercidae. Gene Ontology annotation, molecular function: DNA-binding transcription factor activity, RNA polymerase II-specific; cis-regulatory region sequence-specific DNA binding. The transcript has 12 exons. The record is from RefSeq and is a predicted model, not a curated record. Gene Ontology annotation, cellular component: nucleus. Bases 1 to 1674 code for a protein of 557 amino acids.